This is a messenger RNA of Gasterosteus aculeatus aculeatus (three-spined stickleback), 3519 nucleotides long. RefSeq names its product SMAD family member 4a (gene smad4a). Gene Ontology annotation, cellular component: heteromeric SMAD protein complex. Gene Ontology annotation, biological process: BMP signaling pathway; regulation of transcription by RNA polymerase II; SMAD protein signal transduction. Lineage: Eukaryota; Metazoa; Chordata; Actinopteri; Perciformes; Gasterosteidae. The record is from RefSeq and is a predicted model, not a curated record. Gene Ontology annotation, molecular function: I-SMAD binding; RNA polymerase II cis-regulatory region sequence-specific DNA binding; DNA-binding transcription factor activity, RNA polymerase II-specific.
GUUUAUAGAAGGUUGAAGUUGAUGGCUUAUAGCGUUAGCUAAGUUAGCUGUUAGCGCAUCUGCUAGCAGGUUAGCCUAAAUAUCACCAGCGCACCAUAGCAUACGCUAGGGACUUUUAUCGACUGUUAAGUAGCUGAAGCCACUCUCUCAUCACCUUGGACAACUUUAUCAACGCUGCGGCCCGAAUAGAUCAGCAAGUCCACAGUACGUUCGUGUUGAGGUUGGCACGGUGCAGUCCUCUCCCCCCCUCACACACAAACCAGUAAAGGCAUAAAAGAUACAACUUAAACAUCUCCCACAACCACAGGAGAAAGAUGUCAAUCACAAACACACCCACAAGUAAUGACGCCUGUUUGAGCAUCGUGCACAGCCUGAUGUGCCACCGGCAGGGAGGGGAGAGUGAAAGCUUUGCCAAGCGAGCCAUUGAGAGUCUGGUGAAGAAGCUGAAGGAGAAGAAAGAUGAGCUUGACUCCCUCAUCACAGCCAUCACUACAAAUGGAGCUCAUCCUAGCAAGUGUGUGACCAUACAGAGGACUUUGGAUGGACGCCUACAGGUGGCCGGGCGCAAAGGUUUCCCCCAUGUUGUCUAUGCCCGACUGUGGCGAUGGCCUGAUCUACACAAGAAUGAGCUAAAACAUGUGAAAUAUUGCCAGUAUGCCUUUGACUUGAAAUGUGACAAUGUUUGUGUCAACCCCUACCACUACGAGAGGGUCGUCUCUCCAGGCAUCGAUUUAUCAGGGCUGACACUUUCCAGUUCAGUUCCCCUCCUGGUCAAGGAUGAGUAUGACUAUGACAACCAGCAAUCCCACUCAAGCUCUGAAAGCCACCUGCAGACCAUCCAGCAUCCCCCGUCAAGGCCUAGUCCACAUGACACCUUCAUCAACCCCGCUCUGCUGCCCCUGUCGGAGGGCGGCGGUUCAGCCUCAACCUCCGCUUUCUCCACCAUCAGCGCUGGACCCUCAAAUCCCAACCCCAGCUGGAGCAGAAACAGCAGCUUCUCCCCCGCAGUGCCACAGCAUCAAAAUGGGCAUCUCCAGCAUCAUCCCCCCAUGCCUCACACAGGGCAUUAUUGGCCUGUUACCAACGAAAUUGCCUUCCAGCCCCCCAUAUCCAAUCACCCCGCUCCAGAGUACUGGUGCUCCAUUGCGUACUUCGAGAUGGAUGUCCAAGUUGGGGAAACCUUUAAGGUGCCGUCCACGUGUCCGAUAGUGACCGUGGACGGCUACGUUGAUCCUUCAGGAGGGGACCGCUUUUGCUUGGGUCAGCUGAGCAACGUCCACAGGACAGAGAACAUCGAGAGAGCCAGGCUUCACAUUGGCAAAGGCAUGCAGUUGGAGUGCAAAGGGGAAGGAGAUGUCUGGGUGCGCUGCCUGAGUGAUCACGCAGUGUUUGUGCAGAGCUACUACCUAGAUCGGGAGGCCGGACGCGCCCCCGGAGAUGCAGUUCACAAGAUCUACCCGAGCGCCUACAUCAAGGUGUUCGACUUGCGGCAGUGCCACAGGCAGAUGCAGCAGCAGGCGGCGACGGCUCAGGCAGCAGCUGCAGCCCAGGCGGCGGCGGUGGCCGGAAACAUCCCCGGGCCCGGCUCUGUGGGAGGCAUCGCCCCGGCCAUCAGUCUGUCUGCUGCUGCAGGCAUCGGGGUGGAUGACCUGCGCAGGCUGUGCAUCCUGCGUAUGAGCUUCGUGAAGGGCUGGGGGCCCGACUACCCACGGCAGAGCAUCAAGGAGACCCCCUGCUGGAUCGAGAUCCAUUUACACCGGGCUCUCCAGCUGCUGGAUGAAGUCCUGCACACCAUGCCCAUAGCUGACCCGCAACCCCUCGACUGAGCAGAAAGAAAAGAAAACAAUGAGGCUGUAAUUUUUAACAAACCCCUCCACCUACAGGCCGGGGGUGCCAAAGGAGGACUGCGGCGGCGGGGAUGCUGAGUAGGUUGUAGAAGCAUGAACAAGGACUUAAAAGGACGGCGGUAAACCCGCUGCUUUUGAAAUCCGGAUCUACAAGCAGUUGUAUACAGAGUGAGACUCCAGGUGUGUGAAUGACAAUGACUUUCAGACAACAGCGGGAUGAACAUGUAAAGUCCACCGGGAGGAGUGGUAGUACUCUGGAAACAUGCUGCCAAGAGAAUGAAAAAGGUCUAAAAGCCCCAUCAAUUACUAAAUCAGCCUUGGUGCAAUACAAAUGUAAUUUGUAACUACAAGAGUGUAAAUCAUGCAAUGAUUCACACUCAGCCAGUACAGCAGUCUUUUUCUCGUACAGACAAUUCAACCCGUAUGAUUUUACGACCAAUAUAUCCCUCGUGAACUUGCUGAUAAUAUUCCAUAUUCCUACUAUUUAGUAAUAGGAGGGCAAACCAGCCACGCUGCGCACAAUGAGAUGCCUUGUGUUGGAUGAAGACCUGUCUGAACAUGCUAGGUGUCGUUUCCAGUCCUCCUCCAUUGGCUCUCUGGUGCUUCUGUGGCUUCAUGUAAGUUUUUCGCCCCGCAAAUUGGGCCGUCUAUGUAAAAUCAUAUAAAUCAUAUUAAUCGUUACUCAUGUUUUUGUAAGAUCUAAUCUUAGAUAUCUUUCAUUAUUGUUUGAUGGUUCUUAUUUUUGUAUUACCUUUUUGAAUAGUGGUUUUUACUGAUACUGACAGCAUUCAGCUUAGCUCAGCUUCUCUUUUUCAACUUUUCAACACCAUAAAAUGAAAGAUAAUGAGAUUGAGAAUUUACAAUUUUGUAUCGCUAAAAUCAGAUAAAGGUUAUUAAAACCUGUCCUAAUAUUAUUUAUAAUUGUCUUUUUAUAUUAGAUGCCCAAAUAGUGUCCAUUAGCACUUUUAUUAAUUUGUGAAGAAAAUACUUUGUCUUGUUUUAUAGUCUCAUGCAUGGCCACUAGUGGUACCUUUUAUCAUGUCUAGUUGAAAGAUUUUUCUUGCUAAUGACCUACAUUAAUUAAAUCUAGAUUAAAAAUGUCUAAUUAAAAUCUGUUUUCCAUAUCAAACACUUUGCCACUGCAGGGGUAAAAGGUACAUUUAGCUCAAUUCUGGCAAAAUGAUGUCGAUAUAAAACUUAUCGAGUUGUGGAUCAAGAAUGGUUUAUGAAAUUAGAAAACUUACCGCAGGUUUUCUAGACAGCAGCUGAGUUAAGGAAGUAACUGUGAGGAACUGUAAGCCAUAUUGACGCCAAAUAUACCGUUUGAAAAGUGGAAAGAUUCUCAGACUGCUGUCGUUUCAUCGUAAUGUUGCUUAGAAAAGUGGUUUUAAUUCUCGACUGAAUGAUUUCAGUCUUUGCUCUGCACAAAUCCAUUUUGGUAUUUGGAGCUAUGUUUACCUCCAGCUGUUGCAAUAUUUUUUUAUCUCCUUGUUACCUUUUACAGUGACAAACCACAAAAAUAUUACUGUACAAUUUUCAGGAAAUGCAAUUCAUGCUCAUCAUAAUCUUAACAUGGUGUCAAGCAUUUUGAACAUGUACGCGGCUUGAAUGAUAUUGGUGUCUAUAUGUAUACGAUAUAGUAUGGUUGAAUAAAGUUCAAACCGUUGUGAAA